Molecule: messenger RNA, 2027 nt
Organism: Salarias fasciatus (jewelled blenny)
Lineage: Eukaryota; Metazoa; Chordata; Actinopteri; Blenniiformes; Blenniidae
Product: thioredoxin domain-containing protein 3 homolog
Exons: 17
Coding region: 45-2027 (660 amino acids)
Biological process (GO): UTP biosynthetic process; GTP biosynthetic process; CTP biosynthetic process
Molecular function (GO): nucleoside diphosphate kinase activity
Source: RefSeq, a predicted model, not a curated record
UCUGCAGUAUUUAUAGAUGCACAGUCUUGAUCUGAACUAGUCAAAUGGCAAGCAAGAAAAAAGAGGCAAGCCUGCAGGCUUCUGUGACAAACCAAGAGCAGUGGGAAGAGAUGCUCGCAACUAAAGGCUUAACAGUUGUUGAUGUGUACCAACAGUGGUGUGGUCCCUGCAGAGCUGUGGUCAGUCUUUUACGAAAGAUAAAAAACGAACUGGGUGAUGACUUACUUCACUUCGCUACUGCUGAGGCAGACAGCAUUGAUGCUUUGGAGGGGUAUCGAGGGAAAUGUGAGCCCACCUUCCUCUUCUACGGGGGUGGGGAGCUGGUGGGUGUGUUGCGAGGGGCAAAUGCUCCCAUGCUUCAGAGGAUGAUUGUGGAGGAGUUGGCUAAAGAGAAGCUGGUCCUGGAGCAAGGAGGUGAACGCAAAGCGGUGAAAGACGAUGGUCUUGUAGAUGAUGAGAACAAAGAAGGGGAGGAGCCGCCUCAGCAGUUGGAGAAUAUGGAAAGCAUAAUUGUUCCUGCCAGUAAAUCCUACACAGUUGCCAUCAUAAAACCAGAUGCUGUUGCUCACGGCAAGGCAAAUGAGAUCAUUAUGAAGAUUCAAGAUGCUGGCUUUGAGAUCUUGGCUCACGAGGAACGCACACUGACUGAGGCUGAGGCUCGAGAUUUUUACCAUCACAAAGCAGCCCAGAGCUGCUUUGAGGACUUGGUGCAGUUUAUGUCCAGCGGUCCCUCCCAUGUUCUGGUGCUCUCACAAGCAGAGGACUCAGCCAGCGUUGUUCCAGCAUGGCGAGAGUUCAUUGGUCCGGCAGACAUAGAGGAAGCCAGGAGAGAAAACCCCGAAAGCUUGCGGGCACAAUACGGCACAGAGACACUGUUCAACGCCGUGCACGGCAGCGAGGACAGCGACCGGGCCAGCAGGGAGCUCGCCUUCUUUUUCCCUAACUUCAGGACGGCCUCCGAAACGGAGCAGGAUGGGGAGGAAGAGCGUGUGGAGAGGACACUGGCUCUCAUCCGGCCCGACGCUGCCAGAGAGAACAGAGAAGAGAUUUUGGCCCAGAUCAGCGAGGCGGGCUUCACAAUAGCCCUGCAGAGAGACGUGAUCUUGACUAAAGAGCAGGUGAAACAGUUUUACUCCCAACAUGUUGAUGAGGAUUACUUUCCAGCACUGCUGCAAACCAUGACCAGUGGGCCGGUGCUGGCUUUGGCUCUGGCCAGAGAGGAAGCCGUUCAUCACUGGAGGAAUAUGCUUGGUCCUGCAGACAUCCACCAGGCCAGAGAGGAGAGGCCGGACUGUCUAAGGGCUCAGUUUGCAGUGGAGGACGAGUCGAUCAACCAGCUUCACGGCAGCGCGAGCUGCGAGGAGGCCGAGCGAGAGAUCAACUUCUUCUUCCCCAAACAACGCACGCUGGCAGUGAUUAAACCUGACGCAAUGGAGGACCACAGAGAGAAGAUUUUGGAGGAGAUUCGCGGAGGAGGCUUUUCGGUGACACGGCUGAAGGACGUGGUGCUUUCAAGGGAAAUCGCUGAAGAGUUUUACAAAGAGCACAGGGAGAAGCCUUUCUUCAGCCAGCUGGUGGAAUUCAUGUGUCGGGGCCCGUGCAUGAUGCUCGUCCUGACCAGAGAGAACGCGGUGGAGGAGUGGAGGGCCAUGAUGGGCCCCGCGGACCCCGACAGAGCCAGGGAGACGUCCCCGCUGUCCCUCAGGGCUCGCUUUGCCACAGACAUCCUGCAGAACUCCGUCCACGGCUCCUCCAGCGUGCGGCAUGCCGAGGAGAAGAUCCGUUUCAUCUUCGGCGAUAUCAGCACUGACACAGAGCUCGGCGGCGACGGCGAGGCUGACACAACCAUUCCAGUGAAAGAGCAAGACAAUCCGGCAGAUGAAAAUGCAGGAACGUCAAGAUCUUCCACGGAAGACGCUUCCAGCAGCAAUCCACAACAUGACGAGGGAAGAGAGGGCGUGAGCCCCAGGUCGAUGGUCGGGGAAGGGGUCAAAGUUGGGAUUGAAAGCAGUGUUUAUUUCAUCUGA